CUAUACUAAAGCCAUGCAACUGUACGAUCACAGAUUCUAUAACCGACUUCCAAGUGAGUACAAUGUGCUCUACGACGAGGCUAUUCCAAGGGUCCUUUUCGAUUACACACUUUACAUCAAGGACAUCAAGACUAGAGAGUUGAUUCAUGUCGGAUACACUCCCUUCUAUGAAAGCAACGAUCUGGUGAACACGAAGUUGAGAGAGGAAGUAGCAAAGACUCAGAAGCCGAAUAUUGAGUUCCUGCUGGAGACCGGUCAGUAUAUAGUAGGGUUCUACACUGGUCAGCUGGACACCAUAGCCUGUGUCAGUUCUGUGACCUGCGCGCUUCGUGGACUCCAGUGGUCGCAUUCUGCCGAAUACCUCAACGCCACCCACAACCUCUGGCACGUCUCCGGUAGACUAGCGGGCUGGACCAAGACUGCAGGUAAUCUGCUGGAGAUCGUUGUCAGAGCCUCCGGCCACUAUGUGCCAUUCGACCAGGGAGAAGUGGCUCUGGACAUUAUUAGGACCGUGGUGUCGAGUAAGCCUGGAAGUCUCACCCCGUUUAGUCAGUGAUCAAAAGUGAAUAGUGAGGAAAUACACUCACUGUAUGUAUGCUUUAACAUUUACUGUUCUGUGCCAAUCGUACAAAUUAACCCAUAUCCAUACGUUCUAUUGUGGGUUU
Molecule: messenger RNA, 665 nt
Organism: Homalodisca vitripennis (glassy-winged sharpshooter)
Lineage: Eukaryota; Metazoa; Arthropoda; Insecta; Hemiptera; Cicadellidae
Product: venom serine carboxypeptidase-like
Exons: 1
Coding region: 14-556 (180 amino acids)
Biological process (GO): proteolysis
Molecular function (GO): serine-type carboxypeptidase activity
Source: RefSeq, a predicted model, not a curated record